Messenger RNA from Meloidogyne enterolobii, 379 nucleotides. Lineage: Eukaryota; Metazoa; Nematoda; Chromadorea; Rhabditida; Meloidogynidae. The record is from the annotation of a GenBank genome assembly.
UUGGUUAUUAUUUAAUUGAGACGGUUUAAUUAAAGGAUUAAAUGAUGGAUUUUGAUUGUUUUUAGAAGAUUCUAAUUGAAUUUGAGGUGAAGAUAAUGGUUGAUUCUCAAUUGGGAGUUGUAAAGGCCCUUGGGGAUUUUGAGGAUAUGGAGGUUGUUGAGGAGGAGAUAGUUGGUAUGGAAGUGGUUGGGGAGGAGGAAAAGGAGGAGGAUUUAUUUGACCAGAAAAUUGUUGAGGCAGGAGGUAGGGAGACAGACUUUUUUGUUGUUGGGGAAAAUUAUAGAAAUUUUGAUUUGGAGGAGGAACAAAAUAAUUUGGACAAGACUGUGGAUAUGUUGAAAUUUGUCUUAAAUAUUUAGAAAUUAAAUUUUUAUUUAUU